GUUGAACACGAGAGCAUUAGGACCACAAAACUCACGCAGUGUAGUCACUCGAUUCCUACAACAGCCCUGUACGCACAGUACGAACUUUCACAAACUUCUGAUCAACACUUGUGUCAUGUCUGCGAGGAGAGUGGUGCUUUUCGAUUUAGGGGGAGUUCUCAUGACCCCCGCCCCGCAACUCACGUUUCAGAAGUAUGAAGAAUCGCUCGGUAUCCCCAGAGGUUUCCUCCAGAAAACCAUAGUCAAUGGAGGGCCAGAGAAUCCAUUUUUUCGAGCCGAGAGGGGGCAGAUGACACUUUCUCAGUUUGUUCCAGAAUUUGAGGCAGAGUGUAAGAAGUCUGCCAGCAGCGAGGGAGUCAGCCUGCCCCCUCAGUUCUCUAUCCAGCGCCUGUUUGAGGAGGUUGUAGCAGCCUUGAAGAUCAACAAGCCCAUGCUAGAGGCGGCUGUGAGACUACGGGAUAGUGGUUUCAAGACGUGUGUCCUGACCAAUACUUGGGUGGACGACUCUGCCCAGAGGGAGGGCACUGCCCAGGCGCUCUGCUUCCUGAGUGGUCACUUCAGCCUGCUCAUUGAGUCCUGCCGGGCUGGGAUGAGGAAACCGGAUCCUGCCUUCUACUCCUUAGCGCUGGACAAACUCAACGCCAAACCACAGGAGGCAAUUUUUCUGGAUGAUAUUGGUGCAAAUCUGAAGGUGGCUCGAGAGCUGGGUAUGGCCACUAUUCUGGUUGGAGACACCACAGAGGCCCUGAAGGAGCUGCAGACUCUCUCUGGAGUUCAGCUCCUUGGCUGUGAAGCGGUUAUGCCUUCUUACUGUCGGCCCGAGGACGUUGCUCAUGGAUUUGUUUCAAUCAAGCCUGGAGUGAAAAUCCAUUAUGUGGAGAUGGGCGAUGGCCCACCCCUCUGCCUGUGCCAUGGGUUCCCUGAAAGUUGGUUCUCCUGGAGAUACCAGAUCCCUGCUCUCGCUGAUGCAGGUUUCAGAGUCCUGGCUCUGGAUAUGAAAGGCUUUGGUGAAUCUGCAGCGCCCCCUGACAUAGAGGAGUAUUCCCAGGAAGAAAUCUGCAAGGAUUUGGUGACCUUCCUGGAUAAAAUGGGCAUCCCCCAGGUAACCCUGAUUGGGCAUGACUGGGGCGGUUCGGUUGUGUGGAAUAUGGCACAGUGCUAUCCUGAAAGAGUCAGAGCUGUGGCUUCACUAAACACCCCCCUCUUCCCUGCCAAUCCUGAUGUGAACCCCAUGGAGAGAAUUAAGUCUGUCCCUAUCUUCGACUACCAGCUGUACUUUCAGAAACCAGGUGUGGCAGAGGCCGAAAUGGAAGAAAAUCUGGAGAGGACUUUCAAACUGAUGUUUGUUGGGAGCGGAGAUGAGGACCCAAAAAAUCCUUCCUUGAACACCGCUGGUGUCUGCAAAAGAGGUGGUCUGUUUGUGGGUAAGCUGCAGGACCCUCCGCGAAGCCGAAUCCUGAGCGAGUCGGCACUGCAAUACUACGUCCAGCAGUACAGCAAGACUGGCUUCAGGGGUCCACUGAACUGGUACAGGAACAUGGAAAAGAACUGGCGCUGGGCCUGUGCUACCCCAAGGGGAAAGAUUAUGGUGCCUGCUUUGAUGGUAACAGCAGGGAAGGAUCCAGUUCUGCUUCCAGUAUUUACAACCGGCAUGGAGAAUUUGCUUCCCAACCUAACAAGAGGACAUAUUGAGGAAUGUGGACACUGGACACAAAUGGAGAGGCCAGCGGAGCUCAAUAAAAUCCUCAUACAGUGGCUGAAGGACACCCACCAGAAGGCUUCAAUUCCAAUAAAGACGAAGCUGUGAGAGUGGACCUGCUUCAGUACCUGCAGCACGCUGUCUUUCAUGUAACGUGGUUGCCAUUGCAUAGCAGUCGGUCAAAUUUAAAUUGUGAGCUUGACCCUCUGAAGCUUUUUCUCUCUGCUGUUUUAAUUAAGCACAGGCUAUUGAAGCUCAUAGUAAAACAUAUAAUGACUCAAACUGGUCCAUUUUACUAUGACUUUUUAUUAAAAUUGUUAUUGUACUAAUUCUGAUCUAAUAGGCACUUUUUAGGGAAUGUUUUGGCAGAAAGAAACAUGCAAAUUAACAAUCCUGUGUUUGAUUUAAUACAUCAAGUUUCAGACCAACUUUGGUGAUGAGGUCUGGCCCUCGAUCCAUUCCAAUCUGGAUUUUUGUUUCCAUUGUGUACUUAAUUAGUUUAUUGACUGUUAGCAAUUUAACAAUAACUAAUUUAGGACCUGCUUGGAAUAAAGACCUGGAAUGGGCCAGAGACGUGCACCACUGCACUAUAGUUAAAGUGAUUGUUGCUAUUCCCUAAAUCUUACCAAUUUUGCAUUUCUAUUAAUUACUCCUUUGACUUGGGAUGGGUGGGCUAAUGCCACAAUACUAUAAGUCCACUUCCUGUCCAAUAGGUAUUAUGAACCCCCAUUUUCCCCAGAAGUGAUUUACUGGUUAUACAGGUGGCAUCAUGUAGGGUCCUGAAACCAACUGCACAGGAAGUGAAUAUAGUUUGGUGAGCUUCACCAAAGUCAAAGGAAAACAACAGUAUGCGUCUUUCGCUUGCCUUUAAUUUUAAUUGUUUAUAUUACUCUUUGAACAGAUUUGAAUAAAAACAAAUUUGCUACAA
Messenger RNA from Polyodon spathula (Mississippi paddlefish), 2627 nucleotides. It is a transcript of the gene ephx2, whose product is annotated as epoxide hydrolase 2, cytoplasmic. The record is from RefSeq and is a predicted model, not a curated record. The transcript has 19 exons. NCBI's taxonomy places the organism in Eukaryota, Metazoa, Chordata, Actinopteri, Acipenseriformes, Polyodontidae. The coding region runs from base 116 to 1807 and encodes 563 amino acids. Gene Ontology annotation, molecular function: catalytic activity.